Oncorhynchus keta (chum salmon) is the source of this 2326-nucleotide messenger RNA. RefSeq names its product calcium-binding and coiled-coil domain-containing protein 1-like. NCBI's taxonomy places the organism in Eukaryota, Metazoa, Chordata, Actinopteri, Salmoniformes, Salmonidae. The coding region runs from base 208 to 2205 and encodes 665 amino acids. The transcript is spliced from 15 exons. The record is from RefSeq and is a predicted model, not a curated record.
GUGAUGCGUGUGUUUUUGUUAUUGUUGUAGGUUAGUGGAACAGCUGAGAGCGAAGAGACGUCGUUGUGCAUCUUUAAAAAAACGCUGAAUCGUUUUCUGACACGGAUGGACUUUGUCUGCCUUUAAUCUAAAUAGGGACGGAUCAAUUGGACAAUCUGCAGAGCAAACAGACCAGAAUAAGGUACUCACCAGUGUUAUUGUGUUGCCAUGGAGAAGGCUUGGAGGGUGGAGUUUAGGAACGUGGGUAGUAGCUACUUCCCUCAGAGCCGCGUGGAAUGCCACUACAGCAUCAGCUCGCAACAUACCUGGGCCAGCCAUGACUGGGUCGGGCUCUUCAAGGUGGGAUGGUUGUCAGUGAAGGACUACCACACCUUUGUUUGGGCCCUGGCCCCGGAUGGCUACCAGGAGGGCACAGAUGUCAACUGCUGUGUUAACUUCCAGGCCUCCUAUCUGCCCAAGUCCAGUUCCCAGCAGUACCAGUUUGUGUACGUGGAUGGGAAGGGAGAGGUGUGCUCUGCCAGCUCCCAGUUUACCUUCAGCGCCCCUAAACCUUUGGAGGACCUGGUCACCCUGGAGGAAGGAGCCCACGGAGAGGAGGGGGGGACCGACAUGCUUCUGGUCGUACCCAGGGCCGAGCUACUGCAGAGUCGCCUGCAAGAGUGUCUUCGGGAGCGAGCCGAGCUGCUCCAUGCACGGGAGUCAGCCGAGAGGAUGAAGGAGAGAGAGAGGGAGAAGUACAGGAGGGCAAGAGAGACGUGGGACAGAGGCUGUGAGGAGCUGGAGAGGAACAUCGCAGACCUGAAGGAAGAGCUGCGAGAAAGCAGAGACAGGGUGGAAGAGAUGGAGAGGAGGCAGGAGGAGGUGGAGGCAUCAGGAGAGGCCUUGGCUCAAGAGAAGAGCUCCAUACUGACUAUGAAAGCAGCCAGCGAACAGCGAAUCAGAGAGCUGGAGGAUGACAUUAAAGCCCUGGCACUGAAGGCUUUGGAACGAGAGACUGAACUGGAGAGGAUGAAGGAGAGGGCCAAGAAGCAAGCAGUUCAAAGGAGGGAGGAGGAGAAAGAGAGGAAAGUUCUGCAGCUCAAGCUGGAGCAGUCCGAGGGGGAGUUGCGCAGUCUGUCUGCUGAGUUCCAGGGUCUGAGGAGCUCCCUGGCCCAGAGAGACACACACGCCCUACAGCUACGUGACACCAUCACCACCCUCACAUACAGGCUGAGUACGGCGCAGCGGAAAGAGGCGGAGAGCGAGGCCGCCCUGGCUGAGAUGCGGGGCCUGCGGGAGCGUCUGGGGGCCAGCGAGCGUUGUGCCGAGGGCCUGAAGGGAGAGCUGUGUGCCCUGGUGGCCCAGAGGGACCAGGGCCAGACAGAGCUGCACCAGGCCAGGCUCCAAGCGGCACAGCUCACCCUGCAGCUAGCCGACGCCAGCCUGGCCCUGAGGGAGGCCAGAGCACACUGGGCCCAGGAGAGACAGAGCCUGCAGUGCAGCACUGAGAAGGCCAGAGAGCGUCUGGAGAAGCUGAAUGGAGAGACGCAGCGGAUAGAGAAGAAGCUCCAGGAGGAGAGGAUGGAGAGAGAGAAGGUGGAAGUGGAGCUGGGAAGAGAGAAGGACUGUAACCGGGUGCAGCUGGGUGAGACAUGCAGGGAGCUCCAGGAGCUGAAGGCCAGUCUGAGGGUGGCCCAGAAGGAGAAGGAGCAGCUGCUGCUGGAGCAACAGGACCUGAUGGAGUACAUGGGUCAGGUGGAACAGAGGAGGGAGGCUUUGGCAGAUGCCAAGUGGAGCGCUGCGGUGUUCGCCUCCACCAGCCUCCAUGACAGUCCUCUGUCUGACUCUGAGGAUGAGAACCCUGAGGCCCUGCAGCCCUCCCGCCAACCCUGCAGGCAGCCCCCCCCCUCCUCCCGCCCCCUUGCCCACUACAGCCUGUGUGACCCCCAAGCCCAGCCUGACUCCCUGCUCCCCUCCACCCCCCCUUCCUCCCCCAGAGACAUGUCCCGGUCCCUGUCCCGAGGGGGCGUCGUCAUCAGCCAGCCCGCUCCCCUGUUGUUGCCCAGGCAAUCGGGCGGAGACACCCUAACACACAGCUCUGAGUCGGAGGAGGAGAAUAACACUGACCAGUGCGGAGGACACAGCUCUGGAGAGGAGGCAGCCCUGCUGCUGCCUGAGACCACAGACACAGUCCUCAGUGACCUGGCUAAUACCUCUCAGUGGUAGAGAGCGGAGAUACAGGACCAAGUCAACAGCAUCACUGUCAGUGUGUUCUUUACUUUUAAUUCAGUAUUCAGCGCACACACACACACACACACACACACACACACACACACACACAAACACA